Hipposideros armiger (great roundleaf bat) is the source of this 619-nucleotide messenger RNA. RefSeq names its product GON7 subunit of KEOPS complex (gene GON7). Bases 71 to 373 code for a protein of 100 amino acids. The transcript is spliced from 3 exons. Gene Ontology annotation, cellular component: EKC/KEOPS complex. Lineage: Eukaryota; Metazoa; Chordata; Mammalia; Chiroptera; Hipposideridae. The record is from RefSeq and is a predicted model, not a curated record.
CCCCGCGCGGGCAGAUUUCCGCUUCCGGGUGGUACUUCCUUGUGGCGCGUCUGGAAGCUCAGCGGUUGCCAUGGAGCUGUUGGGCGAGUACGUCGGGCCGGAUGGACAACGGCAGCAGCUGGGGGUGUCUUGUGACUCGGCGGGCGACGCCGACCCUUUUCAGAGUCUGUUGUCCGGCAUAGCCCAGAUGAGGGAGCUGGUGGCUGAGUAUUUCGACCCCCUGGCACAGUGGGAAGCUCAGGACCGGNUGGUGGCGGCGGCUCCCGACGAGGCCUUGGACGGUGAUGAAGAUGAUGCAGAAGAUGAAAAUAACACUGAAAACAGAACUAACUCAGAAGGACCAUCUGCAAAACGGCCAAAACCACCAUCUUAACAAUAGCUUUUAUGAAAUUUCAAAGACUUCUACCAUAUCUUAGUUAUCACACACUGACAAUUAAGGAAGACUUGUGCUCUAAUUUGGAAAAGCAUUUGUUUUGUUUCCCUGGGACAGUUUUGUCAAAGAAAAUUUUCUUCUUUUUCCAGCCAAGAAAGAUGUAAUAUUUAGAAAUGAAUCUGUUUUCUUGAAUGAGAAAUUUUAGACCAUGGAAAUAAUAAAGAGCACUUUAUGAUGUAUAAAAUC